CUGUGUAACUCAGACCAUUAGCAGUGUCACAGCUGAAUACUCAUCCUUAGCCAACUAAGAUUUGGACACAACUUGGAAAUACACAAAAAUACUGACUUCAACAUCACCACUUUUCAAGUGUGCAGUCAAUUCUAGAGAGCGACCGGAGUUAUCAGGUUCCAUUUACAAUGAACUCAGUGCUUCAGAAGGCUUUCCUGUGGUGUGUGCUGACUGCAUUUCUGCCGAGCAUCACGGGUGCAAAACCUCUGAAUACAGAUGGUUUGAGAAGGCUCAGUGUUUGGCUUCAGGGUAAGGUGAGGAAAGAUGUCAGCAGCGUGUCUGAGAGAAGCGAGAGCGACUCGACAGCUUUGCUGACUCAGAGGAACAGCGGUACCGAGUCAUUUGUACCACAGCACAGGAGUGUGAGGGUAAAGCGGGCAGAACCAGCCUACACGGUCAAAAGAGUCGAAAGAGCGGGCUGUAAUCUGGCCACCUGCUCGGUGCACGAACUGGCCCACCUGCUGAAUAUGAUGCACACGAAGACGAGCAACGCCCCCACUGAUAAGAUCGGCUCAGGGGGCUACGGACGGCGACGGAGACGUUCACUCCCAUCAAACCACCCUGCACUAACGUUCCACGAAGGCCGUCUAAAGCUGGCAUGGGUUCGAUCCAUCCACAAAGGGAUUUAAAGAACAACCCAGGAACACCUCUGUGGUUUGUCCAGAGCCUUUGGUUUAUAUUGGCUCCGUUUACUGAGAUACUUCUGAUACUUCCUUUGCUGAACGUUAGUGUACUCUCUUCAGGCACAAAGGAGCAAGAGGAGCAUCCUUCUCUCCAUCCUCUGCCUGAUGGGUUGGACAGAGAAGGAUUCAGGUCGCUUAAAGUGGUUGUGGAAAAAAGGAGUGCUAUCAGUUGAGACAAAAAAAUAUAUAUAUUAAAAAAAAAAGCUUUGUGAGGGUCUAAGGCAAUACGACAGGAAAUGGGUGGUCAAUGCUCUGUGCAUGUGUUUAGCAUUCUUGUCAUUCUAAUGGAGCUUUGGGACUUGACUCUCUGUCUCUUCUGCAGCACUGAUGCGCCCUCUGCUGGAGGAAUGAAGGAGCAACCCAGGACACUGCCAGCCCAAACUUUCAGUGAAGAGGACAGAGAGUGAAUAGCAAGAAGAGCUUUCAUAAAGCUAUUUACCCUGGAGGACCAAUGAUGAAGAACAGAGAGAGAAAACUCUUCAUGGAAGAAAUGAUUUUUGUUGUCCUCAAGGACAUCCACAUACUUGAAGACUGAUUUAUCUAUACUGUGGGGGCCGUGCAAUAAUUUACUUUAAUAUUAUAAUGUAGUCUUUUAUUGAUGUGUGUAUAAAGAUGUAUAUUAUGAAAACACUGUAGGGCCUACGUUUAAAAGUUCAUAUAUUUAUAUCUACAAAACUGUACAUGUAUCCUUAAGAAACUAUUGUUUAUUUUGCGUUUAUUUUGAAAUAAGAUGUUUAUCCUGUGAUUUCAUAUCGCUAUAAUGCGAAGCAUUUUUUCCACAUGAAUCAUUCAAUAAUGUGUUGUUAAUUGAUAUAUUAAACUCCUGCAAGUGUGAGUGAGGACAAAUUGUAUCUUAUUUCCAGGGCAGCUUUCAGGUCGGUACAUUGAACGCAAACAUAAAUGAGUAGCUAAACAUAG
Rhinichthys klamathensis goyatoka is the source of this 1640-nucleotide messenger RNA. It is a transcript of the gene admb, whose product is annotated as adrenomedullin b. The transcript is spliced from 4 exons. The record is from RefSeq and is a predicted model, not a curated record. Gene Ontology annotation, molecular function: hormone activity; adrenomedullin receptor binding. Gene Ontology annotation, cellular component: extracellular region. Bases 168 to 668 code for a protein of 166 amino acids. Lineage: Eukaryota; Metazoa; Chordata; Actinopteri; Cypriniformes; Leuciscidae. Gene Ontology annotation, biological process: regulation of systemic arterial blood pressure; adrenomedullin receptor signaling pathway; positive regulation of heart rate.